Messenger RNA from Ipomoea nil (Japanese morning glory), 2789 nucleotides. RefSeq names its product probable galactinol--sucrose galactosyltransferase 2. Gene Ontology annotation, molecular function: raffinose alpha-galactosidase activity. The record is from RefSeq and is a predicted model, not a curated record. The transcript is spliced from 14 exons. Bases 212 to 2536 code for a protein of 774 amino acids. Lineage: Eukaryota; Viridiplantae; Streptophyta; Magnoliopsida; Solanales; Convolvulaceae.
UAACGCUUCCAACUCACUACAGUACUCGGAGCUAAGAAACCGUUCGUCUCUAAUGAAGUUUGCAUUACCUUCUGGAAUGCGCUUCUGCUGAGUAGUCAUAUUAUUGUGUCUGCGUUUAUCUCCUUUCUCUCUCCCUGUACACGCGCGAGGCGUAUAAACGGAAUUCCUUCUCGAUUAAGUUUAUUGUAGAAGAGCAGUGAGUUGCACGAAGAUGACGAUCACACCCAAUAUCUCUAUCACUGAUGGGAACCUUGUGGUCCAUGGCAAGACCUUGCUUAAAGGUGUGCCAGACAACAUUGUGCUGACACCAGGAUCCGGUGUGGGACUUGUUGCCGGUGCAUUCAUUGGAGCCACAGCUUCACAUAGCAAAAGCUUACAUGUUUCCCCCAUUGGUGUCUUAGAGGGUCUCCGGUUUAUGUGUUUAUUCCGUUUCAAGCUAUGGUGGAUGACACAGAGGAUGGGAACAUGUGGAAACGAUAUUCCUCUGGAGACCCAAUUCAUGCUUGUGGAGAGCAAAGACACCGGUGAAGGUGAACCUGAAGAUGCCCCAACUAUCUAUACUGUUUUUCUCCCGCUCCUUGAAGGACCAUUUCGUGCAGUUCUUCAAGGCAAUGAGAAGAAUGAAAUGGAGAUCUGCUUUGAGAGUGGAGAUAGUUCUGUAGAAACCAACCAAGGGCUUUAUCUUGUCUACAUGCAUGCUGGACCUAAUCCCUUUGAAGUCAUAAAUCAAGCUGUUAAAGCUGUUGAGAAACACUUGCAGACUUUCCAUCACCGAGAGAGGAAAAAGUUGCCAUCAAUUCUUGACUGGUUUGGCUGGUGCACAUGGGAUGCCUUUUACACUGAUGUCACAGCGGAGGGUGUCGAACAAGGCCUUAAAAGCUUGUCCGAGGGAGGUGUCACUCCACGCUUCCUGAUCAUAGAUGAUGGUUGGCAACAAAUUGGUAGCGAACCCAAGGACCCUGAAUGUAUUGUUCAAGAAGGCGCACAGUUUGCAAACAGACUAAUAGGGAUAAAAGAAAACUCAAAGUUCCAAAAAAAUGAAACAAAAGGUGAACAAGAAUCAGGAUUGAAGCAAGUUGUGGAGAAAGCAAAGCAACAGUUCAAAGUGAAAUAUGUCUAUGUAUGGCAUGCUAUGGCGGGUUACUGGGGUGGAGUACAACCAUCCGGUCCUGGAAUGGAGCACUACGAGACUGCAUUAGCAUACCCUGUCCAGUCCCCCGGUGUACUUGGAAACCAACCUGACAUUGUGAUGGACAGUCUUGCAGUUCAUGGCUUGGGUCUGGUACACCCCAAAAAGGUCCUCAACUUCUACAAUGAACUUCAUGCUUAUCUGGCCUCGUGUGGUGUCGAUGGAGUCAAAGUCGACGUGCAAAAUAUUAUAGAGACUCUUGGAGCUGGACAUGGUGGUAGAGUUACUCUCACACGAAGUUAUCUCCAGGCCCUUGAAGCAUCCAUUGCACGCAACUUCCCUGAUAAUGGCUGUAUUGCCAGCAUGUCUCAUAAUACUGAUUCCCUCUACAGUGCCAAGCAGACUGCCAUAGUUAGAGCUUCUGAUGAUUACUAUCCUCAUGAUCCUGCUUCUCAUACAAUCCAUAUUGCGGCUGUGGCCUAUAACACGCUGUUCUUGGGAGAAUUCGUGCAACCUGAUUGGGAUAUGUUCCAUAGCCUACAUCCAACUGCUGAGUAUCAUGCUGCAGCUCGAUCUAUUGGAGGAUCUGCUAUUUAUGUCAGUGACAAGCCUGGAAACCACAACUUUGAGCUUUUGAAGAAGCUAGUCCUUCCUGAUGGAUCAGUGCUUCGUGCCCAAUUGCCUGGCCGACCAACCAUUGACUGCCUUUUCACUGAUCCAGCUAGAGAUGGAACCAGCUUGCUUAAGAUUUGGAAUGUGAACAAAUGCACGGGUGUGGUUGGUGUGUUCAACUGCCAAGGUGCUGGCUGGUGCCGAGUUGCAAAGAAGACGCGUAUUCAUGACACAUCACCUGGCACCCUCACUGGUUCUGUUCAGGCUACCGACGUUGAUUCCAUAGCUCAAAUCGCUAGUCCAGAUUGGAGUGGAGACACGGUUAUAUACACCUACAGAUCAGGGGAGAUAGUUCGCUUACCAAAAGGUGCUUCACUGCCUGUGACUCUUGGGGUUCUAGAGUAUGAACUCUUCCAUAUCUCUCCUCUCAAGGACAUUGCCCCAAACAUCUCAUUUGCACCAAUUGGCUUACUAGACAUGUUCAACAGUGGCGGUGCUGUGGAGAAGUACGAAGUCCAUCUGGUUUCUGACAAGCCAGAACACGUUGAUGGUGAAGUAGUCUCUUCUGAGGUGCCAACUUGUCUAAGCGAAAACCGGCCACCAACUGCAACGAUCUCUCUCACCGUUAGGGGGUGUGGCCGAUUCGGAAUUUACACCUCCCAGCGCCCUCUGAAAUGCUCAUUGGAUGGUGCCAUUACUGACUUCAACUAUAACACUGACAAUGGAUUGGUGAUCAUAAGCAUCCCAGUUCCAGCACAAGAAAUGUACAGAUGGAAUGUUGAAGUCCUAGUCUAAGUCUAAGUAGUUAUUUACUAGGAAGUGGUUGUUGCAGAAUCCAAGAAAGACAAAGAUGAAGGCAAGUGAGGCUUCUCUCAUCUUUGGGGAUAACUGAAUAAGAUUGUCAGAACGUUAGUUAGAUACUUAUGUCUGUAAUAAAAACUAUAUAUAUAUAUAUAUAUAUAUAUAUAUAUGAAUGAUGAUCCAUAUCUGUGAUGCUGCAGUUUCUACUCUCUUUGUAUCAUAUCACUUCACAUCUGUUUUAUUUCUA